This is a messenger RNA of Ruditapes philippinarum (Manila clam), 4490 nucleotides long. Its product is annotated as baculoviral IAP repeat-containing protein 3-like. The coding region runs from base 134 to 1159 and encodes 341 amino acids. Lineage: Eukaryota; Metazoa; Mollusca; Bivalvia; Venerida; Veneridae. The record is from RefSeq and is a predicted model, not a curated record. The transcript has 4 exons.
UCUUAUUUUGAAAUUUAGUGACGAAUAAACGAAUAAAUUCAUUUAUGCGAGAAACAACUAGUUUACAGGGAAACCAACUUCAGUCUGAUAGACUAAAAAGUGGUUUUUGUAGAUAAGAUAGGAUAUAUACGUUAUGAUGAUAGGAAGGUUCUGUGACCGUCUGACAAAUGGUGACGUUCGAGAUCAUCACAUGAAUCUUGAAUGGUUAAGGUUUGCAUCCUACAAAUCAUGUCCAGAUAGUUUACCGAUAUCAUCAUGCAAGUUGGCGAAAGAAGGGUUUUAUUACGUAGGGAACGGACAAAAUGACAGCGUAAAAUGCUUUUCAUGCAAUAUCAUACUAAGUGGAUGGGGUGAAUUUGACGACCCUGCAGAUAGACAUCAACAACGUUCGCCUGAUUGUGAUUUUGUUAGAGGGACCGAUGGAAAUAACAUUCCUAUACACAGACAAGCUGUUAGUUCAAACCCUGAUUCAUCGCUUCAAAAUAGUGAUGUAGCCGUCGAAGGAACAGUCGGUGCAUCGGGAGGUGUUCCACAAGAUUUAGGAAUGGGACAGUAUACACGUGAAAAUCCUAAAUUUGCUCACUUUAGAUGUAGUUCCUACAGAUUUAGGUCAUAUGAGGAAGGCUGGACUAAAGAGGAAGUCGUCCGGCGUGAUAUACUAGCCGAUGCCGGGUUUUUCUAUACAGGUGUUGGUGAUCUUGUCCGGUGUUUUCAAUGUGGAAUAGGACUACGAAACUGGUGUUCCGGGGAUGACCCGUUUAUUGAGCACGCCAAAGUAUACAAAUGGUGCAAAUAUUUGGAGGACGAGAAAGGCAAAGAUUUUAUACAGGAGCAUUCAGAACAGGAACUUACUGAGAACCAUAUUGGUUCCGGCGCGGACAGACAAGAAGCAGAUCAGAAUCAAGCUGGCAGCAAGGGCUGUGAUGAAAAAAGUGAAGCUGGAGGAAACCAAAAGCCAGAAGAAUAUUCGGAUUUGAAGUCGGAAAAUGAGCGACUUAAAUCUACGGUGAUGUGUAAAAUAUGUUUAACCGAAGAAGUCAACGUUUUGUUUCUACCUUGCGGACAUUUGGUUUCUUGUCAGACAUGUGCUCCACAUGUUACUCAAUGUGCAGUUUGUAGAAUGCAAAUUGAGAACAGACGGAAAAUAUUUCUGGCUUGAUAAGUUUGUUAUCCCAUCAGUCAACAAGAGAUAUUAUAGGAGAAUAAGUCUACCAAUCAUUUAAAGUAUCUGAUAAAAUCGUAUUAAAGCCAUAAAACUUAUUUAGAAAAUUGUCCAAUUGAAGCUAUAAAAAUGUUAUUAAGAAAGCUUUAGAAAUUCCUAGGACAACCUUACUUUAAGCUAAAGAAAAAUCAAAAGACAAACAUUUACCAUAUAUUUCAACAUAUAAUCAACAAAAAAAAGUUUUUAGCUUAAUCAAAAGUAACAUGGAAAUUCUUAAACACGAUGUAAGAAUGAAAACGAUCAUAUGCAUCAUUAACAUCAUAACAUGCAAUUUUAAAACGCAGGUUAAUAAGUACAGAAUUAAAAGACAACAAAAUAACGCCGUAUGUUUAAAAAUGCAAUUAACAGAGGUGUCUUCUCUUUAUUUAAUAGAAGGAUCUGCUUUAAAACUUAAUGAUAAGGUAUUUCAAACAAAAAACAAGAAAAACAUAUGGACUGCACCGUGGCUGCAAGGAUUUUUUUGUUUGGCCAAAAUAAAAUUGCUUUCGGUUGUCAUAAAUGAUCAAAACAUCACACAUGUUGAAACAAAAUUCAUACUUUAUUUAAUUUUGAAUGUUGUACUGUUACAAAAUUUAAUUACAUUUUAUUCUAUUUAAGCACCUACUCCUGUUACAUUUAGAAAUUGAAUAUUUAAGAAGGAUAUGUCUUGCACCUACUCCUGUUACAUUUAGAAACUGUCGCUAUGGUAAUAUUAUCUUUCAUGUCGAACUUAAAAGUUUAAGACCUUUUGCGUGCCUUUUAAAGUUUGUAAUACGCUUCUCUUGUGUUUUACAACUGAAGUUCAAAAAAAGGAAACAAAACAAGUCCAUGUAAAAUUCAACAGGUUAAAGUUCUGUUUUGUUUUUCUAUGAAAUGAUCUUUCAUAGGCUAUGUACUUUAUAUUUAUUGACCUUUUAUACAUGCAUAUACUUUAAUAUCUAUUGGACUUUAAUAUGCAAUUACCUCAUUUACUUUGUGUUUUAUGUCGAAAAUAAGUGGUAAUCGAGAAAGAUUGUUUUGGUGCAUAUCUAAGAUUCAUGAACGUCAUACCGCUAAUCAUUGAAUGUUUUUUUUUUCUCUCGAAAACAAUCAUUUUACAUAAUAAGCAAUCAGAAUUUCGAAAGAUUCAUUUAUGCAAUACGACCCUUAUUAAUUUGAUAGCCUACUCGUAAAAAGAUGCUGACAGUGGCAAAUAGAUAUGUACAAUAGUUUUAGACAUGUGGAAGUCUUUCUUGAUUUCAGCACCUUAAAUGUGUUACUUCUUUGAAAUUACAUACAACUAAUUAUUACUUUUAUUAGAAGGGAACCAAAAGUGUCUUUAUCUAAAAAAAUAGCUUAAAGAAAUAUUUAUUAAAUCAACUUUAGUAUGAUUAAUGUUUAUUAUACAUAAUACAUCUUAAGUUGAAUUAGCACAUUCUCUUUCUAAAUACAAAAAGUUUUCUGGUACUUCUUAGUAUGACUGUUGUUAAUUGCAAAUUGAAGAGGUGCACUGAAGAAAGCCAAUUCCAAUUAGAUUUGAUAAAAUGAAUUGUAUGUAUACAUGUUUUCAAUGUUUUAACCAUUUAAUCAUUUCUUUUACAUGUUAUAUGUUAUUUGAUUUUCAUAGGCUGCAUUGUAAACAAGAUGUCGCAAAUAUGUUUGUGUAUAUCGGGGUUACCUUCUGUAGAUUGAGUUUUAUCAUCAUCAUCAUCAUCAUCAUUAUUAUAAUCAUCACCAUCAUUAUUUUAUUACUAUUAUUAUUAUUAUUAUUAUUAUUAUUAUUAUAUGAACAUAUAGUUUCCUACACAAAAUGAUUUGCUGUCUUGGACAGUUUUUAGAUGUUUUUGUUUUGGUUGUUGUAUAAUUGAGAUAAAUGUUGUUUGUACAUCAUAUUAUUAUGAAUGACAAGUCGACAUAUAGAUCUACGUAAAGGCUAGUAUUUCAUUUCGCAGUUCAUACAUAUGAAGGUGUACAAAGUUCAUAUGUCAGAAUUAUUUACUAAGAGAUAAAGCAUAUUUAUCAUAUAAUUUUUGUUUGGUGUUUUUGUAAUACUUUUUCUGUUUAUCAUUCUGCAGAAAAUAUUCACAUGAUGGCUAUAUAGAAAUAAUUUAAGUUCAAUUGUGUAGGAAGCUACACACUUUUGAAUCCGUUCCUGGAACCAACCAGUACUGAGCAAUGCACUAUAAGUUUUUUGCUCAAGGAAACAACGACUUGUCUCUGUCAGGGUUUGAACCCAUGCGACUAGCGAUCAUUAGAUUACAAGUCCGAAGCGUUAACAACUCGGCUAUAUCUUAUGAAUGGUCACCAUCAUGUUUGUUUGGGAGCAUUAUAGUCUAUUACUUAUUCGAUAAUAUUAUGUGUACGUGAAAAUAAAAAUUCUUUUGUUAUAUUGUUAUUACGUUGAUUUAAGGUAGAUUUUGACUGUAAAACAUAUAUCUAUGUAAUAAUAUCUAUUUACGUGAAAAUUGUUUAGGUCACUUACGUACAUGACAUUUGUAAAAUGUUUUCAUUUUUGUACUGUAUUUGAACAUAUUAUCUGCUGUCAUUAUUUGUAGACUGUUAAUUAUGUUAUUAUGUUAUAUGUGUUAUAUAGUUACGAAGAUUUUUGAAUAUGUUUCUCCUCGAGAAACGUAUCACAUAUAUAUGAAGGUAUAGUGAUAUUUAAAGUCAAAGCAUUCAUGGAUAUAAAAAGAAUGAGCUGUAUCAUGACAAAACCAACAUUAUGCGUUUGAGACCAGCAUGGAUCCUGUGCGGCUGUGCAGGCUGGUCUGGAUCCAUGCUGGUCGCAAACGCACUAUGUUGGUUUUGUUAUGGCGCGGCUCAAAUGAUGAUCAGUUGUAUGCAUAUUAAAGAUAUACUAUGCUCAUCUUGGGAUAAAAUACUUCAUCUAGUAUAUUCUUCCUAAAUAUGCCUAAUUUCAUUAAGUAAAUGUAUAAAGUUUGUUUAAGAAGCUACAUAACCCUAAUUUUUUUCAAAUUUAGUAGGUUUAGUCUUAUGAAAACUUCCAGUUUUUUUAAAUGACACUAUGUAAUCAUACUGUGAUUGCGUAUAAGUCUAUAGAGUUUAAACGCAAUAUAUUUUCUCUGUGAGUAUUCGAAAGAUAUUUAUUUUUCAUUUCAGAAGAGACUGAUUUUUACUCAUAAGGGGAUUUUGAUAUCAAAUUUAAGCAUAAUAUAUCUUAAACGUGGACGCUAGUAAAAUAAUUUCUGAAGGAAAUAUACACGUAGCAUGAACAUCGGUUGAUAUGCGCUGUCCAAAUGCGGUAGGCGUGACUGAUGAACUUGUGUUACGUGUAUCAAUAAAAAUUAAA